Molecule: messenger RNA, 1241 nt
Organism: Solea solea (common sole)
Lineage: Eukaryota; Metazoa; Chordata; Actinopteri; Pleuronectiformes; Soleidae
Exons: 2
Coding region: 50-730 (226 amino acids)
Source: RefSeq, a predicted model, not a curated record
CCUGCGGACGAGAAUGAGACUCUCUUAGGUAUUAAGUGCGUAAAGGCAGAUGGACAGGUCUUUGCCAGAACGUAACACAGGGUUUUCACCGCUGCCUCUCUUGUUGUUGCCUGGUCCACGACAGGACACACACACACUGGGAGACUACAUGGAUUGGUGUAGUUGGUUGGCAGUGAGUACUUUCCUGCUCUGGAUUUUCUGCUUUAUAGACGGCAACGCCGUGCUUGAGCUGCGGCUGCUCUUCCAUGCUCUGACUAAAGCUGCUUGUCACCUGUACCUGGCUAUGCUGCCACUGCGCCGCGCCGCCGCCCACUUCACCGACAGCGUGAGGUACCUGAUCAGCCAUGCCCAGCAACCAAGCACUCCCCACGGCCACCCCCACGGUCAGCCGUCUCCGGACAAGAGAGCCAUGCUGCACGCGCUGGAGGGCAUGUGUGUCGUGUGCGAGACGGUGCCCAACCUGACGGGCGCCGCGCUGAGUUUAGGCGCCGCCUUUUGUCACGCGCUGCAGGGAUAUUUCUACAUAGUUGCAGAGACCCUGCGUACCAUCCAGGUCAACCUCUUCUCCCAGAUGAACGGCGAGAGGGAGAAAUGGGACCGAGAGCGACACAGAGUCAGAGAGAGCGAGAAAAAGCUCAGCUCCAAAGUGUUGGAAUACAUCUCUGUGUUUUGCCAAGACCCAGUCAGCGCUUUACGCAUCAAGGUCGACGCGCCGCCAGUGUACAGAUAAUCUCCACGUCAAUGUAAAGCAAUUCACCUGUUAAUUGGCACAUAAGAGGCCUUCUUCUUACUGCUGAGGGGUUUACAGGAGCAGGCUGAGAGCUGAUGGAUGGGAUGGCUCUAUACCACGUUUUUGGUGUACAACUGAUACAGAUAUUAGUCCAAUAAUUUACAUAUUUUACACUUCUAGGGCCCAGGUGACACUUUUCUUAUCUUUUCUCUAUUUGUGGCCAUUUCUUCCCAACACUUUCCAGUUCAGUUGAAAGACAAAGGUAACCAUAGAAACUCAUGUACCAACACAUGCACAACUCAGCACUCAAAGAAUUUAAUGACACACAAAUGGAAACAAACUCCUGUGAUCAAGUAUGCAUGUGAGGAAUGUAACAUUGAUUCAAACCCUAGUUUAGAAUGAAUGAUUGAAACAAUGGGUAUAUGCAGAAAUGCAAAGCAGCUCGCUGUGAAUGCAGAGUGUAAAAUAAUGAUGUUAUGCUGAUGCAUUUACCAUCAAGCCACAUUCAGUA